AUGGGAGGGGCUCCUCGAGGCGACGGCCCGUUAGGAGAAAUCAGCCGCGAAAACGACGCCGGAGCAUCUUUUGUCCUGCAAUCGAAGGGAGAGUGGUGGCAUGCCGGAUUCCACCUGACGACGGCGAUUGUGGGGCCCACGAUACUCACGCUGCCGUACGCCUUCCGGGGGCUGGGCUGGGUGCUGGGAUUCGUCUGCCUGACGGGAAUGGGCGCGGUGACUUUCUACUCGUACUAUCUCAUGUCGUUGGUGCUGGACCACUGUGAGAAGGGUGGUCGCCGCCACAUACGAUUCCGGGAGCUCGCCGCCGAUGUCCUGGGAUCUGGGUGGAUGUUUUAUCUGGUGAUAUUUGUUCAGACAGCAAUAAACACUGGCAUCAGCAUAGGAGCUAUUUUGCUUGCAGGGCAAUGUCUCCAGAUCAUGUACUCGGAAAUUUAUCCAGAAGGGCCCUUGAAACUGUACCACUUCAUAAUGAUGGUAACAGUAGUUAUGAUGCUUCUAUCUCAGUUCCCAACCUUUCAUUCCCUAAGGCAUAUAAACUUUGGAUCGCUUUUUUUGAGCUUGGGCUACACUUUUCUCGUGGUGGGUGCUUGUAUCAAUGCAGGUACCUCAAGAAAUGCGCCUUCAAGGGACUACUCUUUAGAAGCAUCAGACUCAUCGAGGCUUUUUAGCGCAUUCAAUUCCAUAUCUAUUUUAGCUGCCAUUUUCGGCAAUGGUAUCUUGCCGGAAAUACAGGCAACGCUGGCCCCUCCGGCCACAGGGAAAAUGGUGAAAGGCCUAAUUAUGUGCUACGGUGUAAUUUUCGUUACCUUCUAUUCUUCUGCAGUGUCCGGGUAUUGGGUGUUUGGGAAUAAAUCUAAUUCCAACAUUCUCAAAAGCUUGAUGCCAGACGAGGGACCUUCCUUGGCUCCUGUAUGGGUUUUGGGUCUCGCCAUCAUUUUCGUUCUCCUUCAACUUUUCGCCAUUGGCUUGGUGUAUUCUCAAGUAGCUUACGAGAUCAUAGAAAAGAAAUCAGCCGAUGUGAAUCAGGGCAUUUUUUCCAAACGAAACUUGAUCCCGAGAAUUAUUUUCCGCUCUCUCUACGUAAUAUUCUGUGGGUUCGUUGCUGCCAUGCUCCCCUUUUUUGGAGACAUUAACGCUGUUGUGGGUGCCUUCGGUUUCAUUCCUCUCGAUUUUGUGCUGCCGAUGCUUCUGUACAACAUGACCUAUAAACCGACUAAAAUGUCCUUAGCUUACUGGGUUAACAACACAAUUAUAGUCGUUUUCUCGUUCGUCGGACUCAUGGGGGCAUUUUCGUCCACGCGAAAGUUGGUUCUUGAUGCGAAGGAGUUCAAACUAUUUAGCAGCAACGUUGUUGAAUGA
Molecule: messenger RNA, 1362 nt
Organism: Striga hermonthica
Lineage: Eukaryota; Viridiplantae; Streptophyta; Magnoliopsida; Lamiales; Orobanchaceae
Source: the annotation of a GenBank genome assembly